GCGAGCCCAGUUGGUGGAGCAGCAGCGAUGCCUGGAGCAGCAGACGGAGAUGCGGGUUCAGCUUCUCCAGGACCUGCAGGACUUCUUCAGGAAGAAGGCCGAGAUCGAGACGGAGUACUCCAGAAACCUGGAGAAGCUCGCCGAGAGGUUCAUGGCCAAAACACGGAGCACGAAAGACCAUCAGCAAUACAAAAAAGAUCAGAACCUGCUCUCUCCGGUCAACUGCUGGUACCUGCUCUUAAACCAGGUGAGGAGGGAGAGUAAGGACCACGCCACCCUCAGUGACCUCUACCUGAACAACGUCAUCACCCGCCUCACACACAUCAGCGAGGACUCCGCCCGCCUCCUCAAGAGGAGCAAAGAAAUCAUCUUUCAGCUUCAGGAGGAUCUCAUGAAGCUCCUGAACGAGCUUUACACCGUGAUGAAGACAUAUCACAUGUACCACGUCGAGACGAUCAGCGCGGAAACCAAACUGCGGGACGCGGAGCGCCAGGAGGGCCGCGUGAAGGGCGUGUCAGGGACCGGUGGAGGGUUGGAGCCGGUGUUCGGCCUGCGGAUAGAAGAGCGCCACCAGAGACGCAACACGGCACGCAAGAUGGAGAAGAUGAGGGAGAAGAGGAAGGCUAAGUACUCUGAGAACAAGCUGAAGACUCUUAAAGCCAGGAACGAGUAUCUGCUGACGAUGGAGGCCACCAACGCCUCCGUCUUUAAAUACUACAUCCACGACCUGCCUGACAUCAUAGACUGCUGUGACCUAGGGUACCACUCCAGUCUGAGCCGGGCUCUGAGGACCUACCUAUCAGCCGAACUUAGCCUUGAAGCCUCCAGGAGGGCGGGCCUGGAGGUGCUGGAGGGGGCCGUGGAGGGCCUGGACCCCGCCCGAGACAGGCAGCGUCUGCUGGGUCUUUACCCCACCGCCUUCUGCCCCCCGCAGCGCUUUGGAUUCCAGGCCCACAUGGGGGACAAUGUGAACCAGAUCGCGUCCCAGCCACAGGUCCAGGCCGAGCUGACCCUCCGUCUCACACAGCUCCAGACCCGCCUGGCGUCUCUGAAGAUCGAGAACGAAGAGGUGAAGAAGACCUGGGGCGCGACUCUCACCACCCUGCAGGACAUGACGGUGCUGGACGACUACGACGUCUCCCAGAGCUUCACCCACAGCCCGUCCUCCGAGUCGGUGAAGUCCAGCGUGUCGGACGGCUACUUGAACAAACCCAGUCUGGCUAAACGCCGGGCCAACCAGCAGGAGACGGAGCUCUUCUACUUCACGAAAUUCCGCGAGUAUCUGGAGGGGAGUAAUCUGAUCUCCAAACUGCAGGCCAAACACGACAUCCUGAAGAAAGCCUUAGCCGAGGGAUAUAAAGCUGACCUCCUGACCACCAGUCGUGGGCGGAAGAACUCCCACAGCAAGCACCAGGAUUCAACCAAAGCCAUACCUUUACUUGUGGAGAGCUGCAUCCGCUACAUCAACCUCCACGGGCUUCAGCAUCAAGGGAUCUUUCGUGUGUCGGGUUCUCAGGUCGAGGUCAACGACAUCAAGAACUCCUUUGAGAGAGGUAACGACCCGCUGAUCGACGAGGAGAGCAACCACGACAUCAACUCUGUGGCCGGAGUGUUGAAGCUUUACUUCAGGGGUUUGGAAAACCCGCUGUUCCCCAAGGACCGCUUCAAUGACCUCAUCUCCUGCGUCCGUAUUGAGAACAUGUACGAGAGGGCGCAGUGCAUCAGGAAGAUCCUGCUGGGAGUCCCGAGGGCGACGCUGGUGGUGAUGCGUUACCUGUUCGCCUUCCUCAACCAUCUCUCUCAGUACAGCGAUGAAAACAUGAUGGAUGCUGGGAACCUGGCCAUCGUGUACGGCCCCACCCUCCUGCCCACGCCCGAGACCCUGGACCAGGUGGCGUGUCAGGCGCACGUGAACGAGGUCAUCAAAACGGUCAUCCUGAACCACGACAACAUCUUCCCCGACACCAAGGAGCUGCCGGGACCGGUGUAUGAGAAGUGCAUGACUGGAGACCAGUACUGCGAGAGUCCGUUCAGCGAGCCGGGGGCGCUGGAGGAGGCCGAGCCCGACGGCGGCACCGAGACCCAGACCAGCGACGAGGAGGGUGAGGCUGUGGAGGCGGUGGCGAGGUUCGACUACGUGGGCCGGUCGGGUCGCGAGCUCUCCUUCAAGAAGGGAGCGUCCCUGCAGCUCUACCAGCGCGCGUCACAUGACUGGUGGGAGGGGCGGCUCAACGGAAACCACGGCCUGGUGCCUCACCAGUACAUCGUGGUGAAGGACAGGGCCGACGCCAUGUCGGACACGCUCAGCACCAAGGCGGACAGCGACGGAGGAAGCAGCAGCACCGACGACAAGCGGUCGAGGAGCGAGCUGAGCUCCCCGACUGACAUCAGACCUCCAGAGACCUACAACAGGUCCGUCCUCCACAGGAGGAAGAGAACUGACGGUUUGUUCCGCCGCCCCCUCGGCCGCUCCAACGACAGCCACUGCCACGGUAACGGGGGGAUGAUGGAGCGGAGUUCCCCGCCGGUGACGGGUCACUUCAGUCCCAGGGAGCUGCUGCUGGGACGAGGGCAGGGCAUGACUCCGCCCCUCGACAGCCCGGAGCGCCGCCGCCGCUCUGCCGCCGCCGUGACCAUGACGGUGAGCCGACAUGAUUCGCUGAGGAGGCCGGAGGACACGCCCAUCCGGCGCUCGUGCAGCGGGCAGCACGGCUUCGGAGACUCUCACCGGUCCAGAGGGAUGGAUCCUGAUACACUGGCGCAGGACAUCGAGGAGACGGUGACGGUGGCGCUCGGCGAGCUCCGUCAGCUGGAGCGGCAGGGCUGCAGACCGGCUCCCGACGUGGUCCUGGACACCCUGGAGCAGGUGAAGAACGGCCCCAUCACCACCUGCUCCUCCGAGUCCCCGUCCCCCCACAGCACCCCCAGCACGCCGGGGACACCCGGCACCCCUGGCACCCCUGGGACUCCCGGCACUCCCGGUACACCUGGCACCCCGAGCCCUCUGAGUCCUCUGAGCCCCCUCAGCCCGCUCCCCGGACCUCCACCUGGACCUCCGAGGCCGAGCAACCCUUCCCCUGACACCCUGGGCUCCUUCAAACCUGUCGCGGCCGCCCGUAUCGGCGUCCCCUUGAGGCCUCCUGCUCUGCGCCCCAAACCUGUGGUCCCGCCUAAGAGCAGCACCCCACCUCUUCCCUCGCCGCUGGACAAAUCCUGCACCAUGUGAGCCAAACCAGGCCGACCGUUAAAGGCCGAAUCAGGCCUACCCGGGCCAAAACUGGGCCAGAAGAGGAGAUCAGGGUACUGCUUAGUGUUUCUAAUCAAAACAUAUGAGGGUAGAAAAGGUAGGAAGGACGAGAAGGGUUUUAAUGUAGUAAUAACUCUAAUAUAUGACAUGACCUAUGAUAUGAUAUGCCAUGAUAUUUAUGUGUCGUCAGGUUGGUGUGUACUCUCUUGGUGUGUAGGAGUUUACUUUCUCCAUGUAUCGAAGCAUUUAUUAAAGGAUAGCUAAAAGAAGGGACGAUGAAGAGACACGGGAGCCGGCGUGGGCCGAGCUUCCUGACAUGUAUAUGAAGAAAGAAAGAAACGUGGGGAGUGUAGUUCAGCUCCAGUUAAAAUGUAGUUCUAAGUGACGUGAAUGUUGGCUGUACUGUCAUGACGGUAGAAGAAGAAGAAGAAGAAGAAGAAGAAGAAGAAGAAGAAGAAGAGUCUGUGGAGGGGUUUUUAGAGACUAUCACGAUCGGCUGCUGUAUCUGUGACGAGAGACUCCAUGAGGAAGGAAGAGAGGACACAAAAAACAACGUCUCAAUGAUAUCUGUGUGACUGAUUCUGAUUUAUUUUUCUAUUCUGUUUCAGCUGCUAAGCUCACUUGUACACCUCAAACCACGAAACGCCUCCUGAGGUCGUCAGUGACACCAAACUCACAUUAUUUAAACCUUGAAUGUUUCCAGUAUUUAAACGACUGUUCAGCCAUCUUAUUGAAUGUUCAGCGGGCCGCUCGUUCGGCGGCUCGCUCGACUUUUUUAACAGCCUUUCUUGUGUUUUAUCUGAGAAAAAACCUGCGCCCCCAGAUGGAGCUUCAAACAGGGUGAGUUAGGAGGUGGAGAGAGGGCUUGGACAGAACUUUUCUGGGAUGGUAGGUGUAUGAUUUUGUUCCUGUGUGUGUGUGUGUGUGUGUGUGAGAGGAGUGUGUGUGUCCUGCUUGCCUGCCCUUGUUCUGCUCUCUUGUAAGUGCAGAAGUACUAGAAUAGUGAUAGAUGAUAGAUUAUUCAUGCCUGCCUUGAGUGCCAGAACACGCAAAUGCAAGUUUGGAGGGACAAACGAGUGCAAAAAGCAUGCCACUUUCUAUGUGUGUGUGUGUGUGUGUGUGUGUGUGUGUUGGGAUAAUAGUUUACCUGCUUGUGAAGUCACUGAAGUCACUACUUAACCUUAAAUUCACAAUAAGCUAACAGGGUGGGGCUUUGUGUGUAAACGCCCAAAAAAAGAGUCAAACACUUGAACAGCACACUGAAUGUGGCCUCCGCCGGGCUGGUAACUGACGUGAGUGUGAUCCAAAUGAGACACGACGUGCAGAGACGGGUGCACAUCUGUGUGUGUGUGUGUGUGUGUGUGUGUGUGUGUGUGUGUAUGUGAAAGUGCCUUUUUUUUAAUCCUUGUCUUUUUUGGGGGAAGUUGUGAAUCCACUCACGCAUGUCCUGAAACGAAGAGCAGCAGCACUCUGAAUGAAAUAAUCAUAAAGUGUUUAGUAGAUUAACUGAAUUAUGAAUUCUAGCAUUAACCCAUUGUGACAUUGCACUUUGAUGUAUAGGAUCGUGUACUUGGCAUGUAGCAUCAUAACAUGUUGGUGCAUUUUAACUCAACAAGGGAGGUUUCUUUGAAUGUGUUUCAUAAUAAAGGAAAUGGUUUUUUGUCCGUUAGUGUUGCCGUAUUUGAAAAACUGAGCGUCCUGAAGACGAGCUCCUCGUAUAGCCAAAUGGAUUGUAUCAAUGUGUUGUAUUUAUAUUAUAAAUAAAUCGGAUUAAAUUAGAAACAAAGUCAUUAACUGAUGGAACCUUUCUCUAAAUGAAAUGUCGCUAAAUGUUUGAUUUGAACACUCAAUAAACCUCCAGGUGUGUUCUGUGAAA
Molecule: messenger RNA, 5123 nt
Organism: Notolabrus celidotus (New Zealand spotty)
Lineage: Eukaryota; Metazoa; Chordata; Actinopteri; Labriformes; Labridae
Product: SLIT-ROBO Rho GTPase-activating protein 1-like
Exons: 22
Coding region: 50-3226 (1058 amino acids)
Biological process (GO): negative regulation of cell migration; signal transduction
Cellular component (GO): cytoplasm
Molecular function (GO): protein binding
Source: RefSeq, a predicted model, not a curated record